AUGAACGCUGAGACUUGUGUCUCUUACUGCGAGUCGCCGGCCGCUGCCAUGGACUCCUACUACAGCCCGGUUUCGCAGAGCCGGGAUGGUUCGUCGCCUUUUAGGGGAUUCCCAGGAGGCGACAAGUUCGGCACAACUUUUCUGUCGGCCGCUGCCAAAGGACAGGGAUUUGGGGACGCCAAGAGCCGGGCCCGCUACGGCGCGGGGCAGCAGGACCUGGCGGCACCGCUGGAGAGCAGCGCCGGGGCGCGGGGCUCCUUUAACAAGUUCCAGCCGCAGCCACCCACCCCGCAGCCGCCGCCUGCUCCACCCGCGCCCCCAGCGCAUCUCUACUUGCAGCGGGGCGCCUGUAAAACACCCCCGGACGGCAGCCUCAAGCUUCAGGAAGGCAGUGGUGGUCACAACGCGGCCUUGCAGGUCCCCUGCUACGCCAAAGAGAGCAACCUUGGUGAGCCAGAGUUGCCCCCUGACUCUGAACCCGUGGGCAUGGACAACAGCUACCUCAAUGUGAAGGAGACAGGGGCCAAGGGGCCCCAGGACCGGGCUAGUGCUGACAUCCCAAGCCCCCUGGAAAAGACCGACUCUGAGAACAACAAAGGCAAGAAGCGGCGGAAUCGCACCACCUUCACCAGCUACCAGCUGGAGGAGCUGGAGAAAGUCUUCCAGAAGACACACUACCCCGAUGUGUAUGCGCGUGAGCAGCUGGCUAUGAGGACGGAUCUCACUGAGGCCCGUGUGCAGGUUUGGUUCCAGAACCGGAGGGCCAAGUGGCGGAAGAGGGAGCGCUUUGGGCAGAUGCAGCAGGUCCGGACCCACUUCUCCACGGCCUACGAGCUGCCCCUCCUCACUCGAGCUGAGAACUAUGCUCAGAUUCAGAACCCAUCCUGGAUUGGCAACAAUGGUGCUGCCUCGCCAGUGCCGGCCUGUGUGGUCCCCUGUGACCCAGUGCCUGCCUGCAUGUCCCCUCAUGCUCACCCUCCUGGCUCUGGGGCCAGCAGCGUCUCCGACUUCUUGAGUGUCUCUGGGGCUGGCAGCCACUUGGGCCAGACACAUAUGGGCAGCCUGUUUGGAGCAACUGGCCUCAGUCCGAGCCUCAAUGGCUACGAGAUGAACGGCGAGCCAGACCGCAAGACCUCGAGCAUUGCUGCACUGCGCAUGAAGGCCAAGGAGCACAGCGCAGCCAUAUCUUGGGCCACAUGACAGAGCCCCUCCUGCCAGUCCUGAUGCCGUGCUCCUCCCUGGGGCCUUGGCCACAUCCCUGCCUUCCAGGCCCUGAGCUUCCCACUUGACUCUCCUCUUAGGAACCUGGCCUGGCCCAGGGGCCUGGCCCUCAGCACUUUCAGCCACCCCAAGUCUGAGGCCCUAGGGACUACUGGGAAG
Chionomys nivalis (European snow vole) is the source of this 1380-nucleotide messenger RNA. It is a transcript of the gene Alx4, whose product is annotated as ALX homeobox 4. The transcript is spliced from 4 exons. The coding region runs from base 1 to 1200 and encodes 399 amino acids. The record is from RefSeq and is a predicted model, not a curated record. Gene Ontology annotation, biological process: regulation of transcription by RNA polymerase II. Gene Ontology annotation, molecular function: RNA polymerase II transcription regulatory region sequence-specific DNA binding; DNA-binding transcription activator activity, RNA polymerase II-specific. NCBI's taxonomy places the organism in Eukaryota, Metazoa, Chordata, Mammalia, Rodentia, Cricetidae.